CAAUUCGGGUUUUAGGGUUUCUUCUGUCGUCUGAAGCUGUCCGAAGGGUUCUGUGGUUUUUUUUUCCCGGUUGUCUCGCUUAUCUUCUACUCUUCACCAACGCCAUGACUGCUCAGACUCAGGAAGAGCUUCUCGCCGCCCAGCUUGAUGAGCAAAAGAUUAAUUCUGAUGAACCUGUAAUUGAGGACGAUGACGACGAAGAUGAUGAAGAAGAUGAUGACAAGGACGAGGAUGAUGCUGAAGGGCACGGAGAGGCCAGUGGCAGGUCGAAGCAAAGCAGAAGCGAAAAAAAGAGUCGCAAAGCAAUGCUGAAACUUGGAAUGAAGCCAAUCCCGAGUGUGAGCCGUGUCACGGUCAAGAAGAGCAAGAAUAUUCUUUUUGUCAUUUCGAAACCAGAUGUCUUCAAGAGCCCGACUUCCGAUACCUACGUCAUUUUUGGGGAAGCAAAGAUUGAAGAUUUGAGCUCCCAGCUACAGACCCAGGCUGCAGAGCAGUUCAAGGCUCCUAAUUUGAGUAAUUUGACAUCAAAGCCUGAGGCACCAACCAUUGCUCAAGAUGACGAAGUAGUCGAUGAGUCCGGGGUUGAACCGAAGGACAUCGAACUGGUGAUGACUCAAGCUGGGGUAUCGAGACCAAGGGCCGUGAAAGCACUCAAAGCAGCGGAUGGUGAUAUCGUGUCUGCCAUUAUGGAACUUACAAAUUAAUAAGAGAGCUCUAUCAGGUGGAGUGUUGGAAUCUUUUCUUCCUUCUUUUCCCCCCUCUGUUUCAGCUGCAGAAUUUGAAGUUCUGAGAUUUUAAUGUUUUAUAAACUCUGGAUUGAUUAUGAGUUCAACUAUGUACUAUUUCUUUCAUGGGGUU
Molecule: messenger RNA, 858 nt
Organism: Cucurbita maxima (winter squash)
Lineage: Eukaryota; Viridiplantae; Streptophyta; Magnoliopsida; Cucurbitales; Cucurbitaceae
Product: nascent polypeptide-associated complex subunit alpha-like protein 1
Exons: 4
Coding region: 105-704 (199 amino acids)
Biological process (GO): protein targeting to membrane
Cellular component (GO): cytoplasm; nascent polypeptide-associated complex
Source: RefSeq, a predicted model, not a curated record